UGGAGUUGAGCCUACCUUAGACAUUGUUCCCUCCUUGUCUCUCUAACUCAAGUGGUUUUGUUGGAGGAGGAAGGGUGAGAUAGGAUGGGGAGGAAGCCUUGUUGUGAGAAGGUGGGAUUGAAGAAGGGACCAUGGACAGCGGAGGAGGACAAGAAGCUUAUCGACUUCAUUCUCACCCAAGGACUGUGCUGUUGGAGAGCUGUACCCAAGCUUGCAGGAUUGCUGAGGUGUGGCAAGAGUUGCAGACUAAGGUGGACAAACUAUCUCAGGCCUGACCUCAGGAGGGGAUUUCUAUCAGAAGAUGAGGAAAAACUGGUCAUUGAGCUCCACUCUCAGCUUGGGAACAGAUGGUCUAAGAUUGCAUCUCAACUCCCUGGGAGAACAGAUAAUGAGAUAAAGAACAUCUGGAACUCCCGUAUCAAGAAAGAGCUGAGGAAGAUGGGCAUUGAUCCCCUUACUCACAAGCCCAUCAGCCCUACAACAGAGGAGCUGCACCGCCACCAGCAGAAGGAGCAGCAACGACGGUGCAUGGAUGUGUCGUGUGAUGGAGAUGAGCAAACUGAGUCGGAUUACUCGAUGGGUUCCUCAAAGACGGCUGAAGAGGAGGCAAAAGAGAAGAGCACAGCAAGUCCUCGUGAUCCUGCAGCUGAUGAAUCCCUCAGCAACUGCCCCGAGUUCUGCACCGAUGAGGUGCCGAUGCUACAGCCGCAUGAGAUACUGAUCCCAUGUGAUUCUUCUGCUUGCUCUUCCUCGUGUUCUUCUGCUUCAUCGUCGUCAAGCUCUUUCCCACGCAUGGAGCUGCCCGAAUCAAUGCACCUAUGGGGUUCCAUCGAUCAAGAAUUGACUUGGAAAUCAUAUCAGGAGGACUGGAAGUACGAUGUGUUCUGCUUCGAUUGUUAAUGGUUCUUGUAAUUUGACAACAAACUAGACGUUGAAUGAGAAAGAUAAUUGCUUUUCUUAGCUCA
This is a messenger RNA of Musa acuminata AAA Group (dessert banana), 965 nucleotides long. Its product is annotated as transcription factor MYB20-like. The coding region runs from base 85 to 900 and encodes 271 amino acids. Lineage: Eukaryota; Viridiplantae; Streptophyta; Magnoliopsida; Zingiberales; Musaceae. The transcript is spliced from 3 exons. The record is from RefSeq and is a predicted model, not a curated record.